Acinonyx jubatus (cheetah) is the source of this 389-nucleotide messenger RNA. Its product is annotated as 60S ribosomal protein L30-like. The transcript has a single exon. The record is from RefSeq and is a predicted model, not a curated record. NCBI's taxonomy places the organism in Eukaryota, Metazoa, Chordata, Mammalia, Carnivora, Felidae. Gene Ontology annotation, cellular component: cytosolic large ribosomal subunit. Bases 21 to 305 code for a protein of 94 amino acids. Gene Ontology annotation, molecular function: RNA binding; structural constituent of ribosome.
ACUCUAGGCUCCAACUCGUUAUGAAAAGUGGGAAGUAUGUGUUGGGGUACAAGCGGACUCUGAAAAUGAUCAGACAUGGCAAAGCGAAACGGGUCAUCCUCCCCAACAACUGCCCAGCCUUGAAGAAAUCUGAAAUAGAAUACUAUGCCAUGUUGGCCAAAACUGGUGUCCAUCACUACAGCGGCAGUAAUAUUGAAUUGGGCACAGCGUGUGGGAAAUACUACAGAGUGUGCACACUGGCUAUUAUUGAUCCAGGUGAUUCUGAUAUCAUUCGAAGUAAGCCAGAACAGACUGGUGAAAAGUAAAUCACGUAAAAUUUUUCAUUAAUAAAAUUGGCUAGAGCUUGUUAAUAAAUAAAUAAAUAAAUAAAUAAAUAAAUAAAUAAAUAA